GUACAAGGGCGUUGGUAGGUCGUGCCCUGGCCUCCACUACCUACGUACUGCAUUUUCUUUCAGCAAAGUGUCACCACUAUUCAGCUAGCACCAGCACUAGCUUGGGCCAAUACCCAACAUAUUAAGCAGUCCUCCUCCUGCUCCAACAACGCCACACAUCCUACUCCAUUUCGAUAAGGACCCCCAAAGCUCCAGCUCCUGCCGCCUCCCCUCCAAUGGCGGCUGCCGCUGCUGCUUCCACAGGGAACGGGAGCCCGCCGGUGGGUCUGCUGGUGCUCAUGGUGCUGGCAUUGGCGGCCGGGUGGUUCGCGAACGCCGUCCGCCCGCCGCCGCCGACGCCGUGCGGGGCACCGGGCGGGCCUCCGGUGACGGCGCCGAGGGCGCGGAUGCGCGACGGGCGGUUCCUGGCGUACGCCGAGUCCGGCGUGAGCCGGGACGGCGCGCGGUUCAAGGUCGUCUACUCGCACGGCUUCUCCGGCGGCCGCAUGGACUCGCCCCGCGCCUCGCAGGCGCUGCUGGAGGAGCUUGGGGUGUACAUGGUGGCGUUCGACCGCGCCGGCUACGGCGAGAGCGACCCCGACCCUCGCCGGUCGCUCCAGAGCGCGGCGCUCGACAUCAGGGACCUCGCCGACGCGCUGGACCUCGGUGACAAGUUCCACCUCGUCUGCUCCUCCCUCGGCUGCCACGCCGGCUGGGCCUCCGUCAAGUACAUCCCGCACAGGCUGGCCGGGGUGGCGAUGAUGGCGCCGGUGAUCAACUACCGGUGGUCGGGGCUGCCCCGGGGGCUGGCGCGGCAGCUGUACCGGCGGCAGCCGCGGGGCGACCAGUGGUCGCUCCGCGUCGCCUACUACGCGCCGUGGCUGCUGCACUGGUGGAUGAGCCAGCCAUGGCUGCCCACCUCCACCGUCGUCAGCGGCUCCGGCUCCUUCCCCAACGCCCUCGACGAGAAGAACCGCCUCAUGGCCCUCUCCACCGGAAUGUUCCAAAAGAGGGCACAGGCGGCGACGCAGCAGGGGGUGCAGGAGUCCUUCUACCGCGACAUGGCGGUGAUGUUCGGGCGGUGGCCGGAGUUCGAGCCGACGGACCUCGUGGAGGCGCCGCCGUUCCCAGUGCACCUCUUCCAGGGCGACGAGGACGGUGUUGUGCCGGUGCAGCUGCAGCGGCACAUAUGCCACCGGCUAGGCUGGGUCAGCUACCACGAGCUCGCCGGGGUGGGGCACUUCCUGUCGGCGGUGCCGGGGCUCGGAGACAGGAUCAUCAGCACCCUAUUGCCAGGGCCGGCGGGUAAUGAUAACAGCUCGACCGCGGCUGCCGGCGUCCGUGCGUACUGAAACCAAAGAGGACUGAUGACUGAUCUUCACUAGGUAGAGGACUGUAGGAAGCAAUGCUGAAGGAUGUAUAUAGACGCAUUCUAGUGUGUUUGUUCGCUCGUUUCGGCCUGUAUGUAGUCCGUAUUGAAAUAUGUAAAACAUCUUAGAAAUGCAUUUCAUGUGCGGUCAGCUGAACCACUA
Messenger RNA from Hordeum vulgare subsp. vulgare (domesticated barley), 1511 nucleotides. RefSeq lists its product as uncharacterized. The record is from RefSeq and is a predicted model, not a curated record. Bases 216 to 1331 code for a protein of 371 amino acids. NCBI's taxonomy places the organism in Eukaryota, Viridiplantae, Streptophyta, Magnoliopsida, Poales, Poaceae. The transcript has 3 exons.